This is a messenger RNA of Danaus chrysippus (African queen), 1815 nucleotides long. NCBI's taxonomy places the organism in Eukaryota, Metazoa, Arthropoda, Insecta, Lepidoptera, Nymphalidae. The record is from the annotation of a GenBank genome assembly.
AUGUAUAAACACGUAGAACUUCGAAAACUACCUGUUGAUGAACUGUGUAAUAUCGUCAAUAUUUUGGAAAUUGAUAAUGAUUGGAAAAGAGUUAUGUCUAUUAUACCUAAAGAAUUAAAUAGUGAUUAUUUUGAACCGAAAUACAACAAUGAACACAUACGAUUAAUCGAAGAGGAAGCUAAGGCUAACAAUCAAAAAUGCACCGAAAUUUUAAUAGAUGAGUGGGCCACUUCUGGAAGAAUCAGACCAACUCUCGAUACGCUUAAGAAUAUCUUAAUAAAAGCACAAAUAUUUCGAGCUGCAGAUGUCAUAGCGGAUAUGUUAAAUGAACCUAGACCUGAACGUCCAUCGUUUGGACCAGCAGCUCCAAUCACUAUGAAUAUCACGGAGAUGUUACAAGACACCACUGAACAAAGUAUAAAAACUGAAAUGACUACUAAUCACGAUAUAUGUAAUGGUACCACUAGACAACUUAAGUCUGCAAGUGACAUGAUUGAGUUUUCAAAAUAUUGUCCUAAUAAUACAAUUGAUAACAAUCUCAAACCAUCAUUCAGUAGAAAAACUACAGCUCAAAUAAAAUCUGAAUCAGAUCUUAUUAAAUUUACCCAAACACAGGAGAGUAUGCAAACAUCAGAACCAAAUAUACCACAUUUGAGUGUAAUGAUAAAUAGUAGUGAAACUGAAAGCCAAAGCUCUAUUUUGCCGGCAGUACUUGAUUCUGAAGGCUUUGAUGUGUCCACAACAUCUAAUAGCAGCAUCAGUUUUGACCCUGUCCAAUAUCCCAAUAGCUACCAAAUUUCUUUUCCAAAUAUUGAUAUAUCAUCUAGAAUAGACAGUGCAAUUCUGCAGGACAGAAAUCUUAUUCAGUUUAGUUAUAAGGAAUUGCAAGAUAUAACUGACAAUUUUAGUGAAACCUUGAAUAAGACGAGUUCUGGACCCAAAGGAUGUAUUGGCAGUGGUGGGUUUGGAGAUGUUUUUGUUGGUAAUCAUCCAAAAUAUGGAAUUCUUGCCAUUAAGAGAGCUCACAGUCAUUUAGCACUGCACCAGAAACCAGACAUUACUAUGAGAGUUUUUAAUGCUGAAGUCAAAUAUUUGUCUCAGUUCAGACAUCGUAAUAUUGUUCCUAUAAUAGGAUUUGCUAAAGAUGGACCAGUACCCUGUAUAGUUUGCGAAUAUAUUUAUGGUGGUUCAUUACAAGAAAAUAUUGCCGCUAAAGUUUUAAACAAAACUCAACGGAUGAACAUUAUUAUUGGAACUGCUGAGGGAUUAAAAUAUUUACACACAAGUGAAAAAACGCUAUGUAGCAAAGAAACCAGAGAUCUUCUUGGUGUAAAUAGUGAAAUAGAUUCACAGAACACUACAAAGAAUUUUGUACAUGGUGAUGUAAAGACUGCAAAUAUUCUGUUAACAACAGAUUGUGUUCCAAAGUUAUGUGACUUUGGCUUAGCAAAGCAAUACGACUCGACUUUCAUGACAUCAGCUCCUAUGGGAACCGCAGCUUAUAUGGCACCCGAGGGUCUACAUGGAACUAUUACUCAAAAAAUUGACAUUUUCAGCUUUGGAAUUGUUCUUUUAGAACUUAUUACAGGUCUGAAACCUAUCUUAUCAAGUAAUGGCGAAAAAAUGAAUAUAAAAGAUUAUGUUGAAGAAAAUACUAUCAAUAAUGACAUCACACCUCUAGUGGACCCUUUUGUCGGAGUAUGGACAGAAGCUAAUCAAAUCUAUGACCUAGCCAGAAAAUGUUUAGCUCAGAACAGAAAAAGUAGGCCUAGUAUUGACCAAGUGUGUGAUAUUUUAUAUGAUAUUAAUUGUUAA